Pteropus alecto (black flying fox) is the source of this 948-nucleotide messenger RNA. RefSeq names its product olfactory receptor 8B3. Gene Ontology annotation, cellular component: membrane. The record is from RefSeq and is a predicted model, not a curated record. Bases 4 to 948 code for a protein of 314 amino acids. The transcript has a single exon. Gene Ontology annotation, molecular function: odorant binding; olfactory receptor activity; G protein-coupled receptor activity. Gene Ontology annotation, biological process: G protein-coupled receptor signaling pathway; sensory perception of smell. NCBI's taxonomy places the organism in Eukaryota, Metazoa, Chordata, Mammalia, Chiroptera, Pteropodidae.
AGAAUGCUGGCUAGAAAUAACUCCUUAGUGACCGAAUUUAUUCUUGCUGGAUUGACAGACGAUCCAAAGCUCCAACAACCCCUCUUUUACCUGUUUUUAAUGAUCUACAUUAUCACCGUGGUGGGCAACCUUGGCUUGAUCAUGCUCAUUGGUCUAAAUUCUUACCUCCACACCCCUAUGUACUAUUUCCUCUUCAACCUAUCCUUCACUGAUCUCUGUUUUUCAUCUGUUUUCACCCCCAAGAUGCUGAUGAACUUUGUGUCAAGGAAGAAUAUCAUCUCCUAUGUCGAGUGCAUGACUCAGCUGUUUUUCUUUCUCUUUUUCGUCAUCUCAGAAUGCUAUAUAUUGACCUCAAUGGCCUAUGAUCGCUAUGUGGCCAUAUGUAAUCCAUUGCUGUAUAAGGUCACCAUGUCCCCUCGGGCUUGUUCUGUGCUAACUUUUGCUGCAUAUGUGAUAGGAUUUGCUGGAGCAUCUGCUCACACAGGUUGCAUGCUCAGACUAACCUUCUGCAAUGUUAAUAUCAUCAAUUAUUACUUGUGUGACAUCCUCCCUCUCCUCCAGCUCUCGUGCUCCAGCACUUAUGUCAAUGAAGUAGUAGUUCUCUUUGUCGUGGGUAUUAAUAUCACGGUACCCAGUUUUACUAUCCUAAUUUCUUACAUCUUCAUCCUCACUAAUAUUCUUCAUAUCAAAUCCACACAAGGAAGAUCAAAAGCUUUCAGUACCUGUAGCUCCCACAUCAUUACUAUUUCUCUCUUUUUUGGAUCAGCAGCAUUCAUGUAUCUUAAAUAUUCUUCUCCUGGAUCUAUGGACCUGGGGAAAACUUCCUCUGUUUUCUAUACUAACGUGGUGCCCAUGCUUAAUCCCUGGAUCUACAGUUUGAGGAACAAGGAUAUCAAAGUUACACUGAGGAAAGCCCUGUUUAAAAUCCAGAGAAGAAAUGUAUUUUAA